Messenger RNA from Clarias gariepinus (North African catfish), 2376 nucleotides. RefSeq names its product otopetrin 1 (gene otop1). Gene Ontology annotation, biological process: proton transmembrane transport; inner ear morphogenesis. The record is from RefSeq and is a predicted model, not a curated record. Gene Ontology annotation, cellular component: membrane. Gene Ontology annotation, molecular function: proton channel activity. Lineage: Eukaryota; Metazoa; Chordata; Actinopteri; Siluriformes; Clariidae.
UACAAGAGAACACUGUCUCUCCCCAAACCAGGUGAAAAUACGCGCAUUUUACGCACGGCCGGUAGUCUUCUAAAGUCUGUCGGUGAAUGAUCGGUUUUCUCUGGCACGCACUCCAUCCUCUGCGUAACGCGCCGCGCUUUAAAUCGGAUUUCAGCGCAUUUUAAGCAGCUUGUCCCUUCUCAACUUGAAGCCAAAUAAGGAUGGAGUGAUGGAGGGAUGGUGUUGGAUGAAUAUCUGGCAUCACCGCUGACUCCGAGCCGCUGAAGAGGACUGAAACUCGACCUCCAGCUCCUAAUCUGCAGAUUUACAGCGGGAUAUAUAGCUAGAUCACAGCGAACACGAAGCGGAUGCUGGAAACGCGCACUCACGAACACCUGGCCAGACGUCUCACCUCGUUUCAGUCGGUACUGUUGGAUUGCGGAGCCAUGGUGGAGCACAGCGGGCCCGAUAUCAAAUUCGUGAACAAGCACUGUCCCAGUUCGUCGUCGUCUUCGUCUUCAACAUCCUCCUCAUCAUCUUCCUCAUCAUCUUCGUCUUCCUCGGCGCGCGAGAUGAAGAUUUUGGCCACGCUGCGCGGCAGCCUGAGUCGGAAGUACCCGCAGAAGAACGGCGAGGUGCUGAGCGCGCAGUACGGCAUCAACCUGCUGCUGGUCGGGCUCGCGCUCAUGCUCGCGUUCGCGUACCAAGGACCGACGGUGACCGAGGAGACGGUGCUGGCCUUCCUCUCCACGCUCAUGCUCAUGCAGCUGCUGUGGAUGAUCUGCUACGUGGCGCGCCUGGAGCGCAAGCGCAGUGCGCCGCCGGAGAGAGACGCGGACGCGGCCACCAGCUGGAUCCGAGGUGGUCUAACUCUGCUCGCUCUGCUCACACUCAUCACUGAUGCUUUCCGUGUCGGGAAUUUUGUGGGUUAUCAGGAUUGUGUGUCUUCCAUGCUUGGUGUCUACCCAGUCGUACAUGCACUUCACACAGUGUCACAGGUACAUUUUCUCUGGUUUCACGUUAAAGAUGUCAUCAAGCACUCAGAAACAUUUGAGAGGUUUGGCGUGAUUCAUGCUGUAUUCACUAACCUGCUGAUUUGGACUAAUGGAGUGAUGACCGAAGCCGAACAUGCUCUCAGUGACCACCAGAGGCGAUUGUCAGCAGUCGGAUAUUUCAACUUCACUGUCUGGGAGGGUGAAGUGCCUAACUGUAACUGUACGACCAGUGCGUGUUCGAUGUUCAGCAGCAGUCUGUACUAUCUCUGUCCUUUCAACAUUGAGUACCACAUCUUUGUCUCUGUGAUGCUUUUCGUCAUGUGGAAAAAUGUUGGUCGCACUAUCAACAAACACACCAAUCAUAAGCCUGAGAAAAUUUUACCUUUUAAAAACUCGGGAACCAGACCUUUCCUGCUGCUUGGCCUGGCCCUUGGGCUCUUGGCACUUGCCAGUGCCAUCACAGUGCUCAUCAUCUACAUCCUCCGUGUGGAGGAAUCACUGAAAGCACGCCAUGAAGCCAUCUCCAUGUUCUACUGGUUUGGAAUCUCCAUUUUGGCAUGCAUGAGUGUCGCCGCUGCUGUCGGCUUGGUCAUAUACCGCCUCGAGGAUUGCCCCAUGGACACGGCGCCAAAUCCAGCCAGGACACUCGAUUCGAAGCUGCUGCUCGGCUCUUCCAUCGGCUCCUGGCUUGUCUGCUGGUGUAGCGUCAUCGCAGUGAGUGGGGCCAAAAAGUCCCCAAUCUACCGAUGGGCCAAUUUAGGAUAUGCCAUACUCUUAGUUUUGGAGAAGUGCGUGCAAAAUCUUUUCGUUGUCGAGUCCCUUUACAGGAGACGUCGUGAACCUGAAGAGCAGCCUGCCCUUAGUGCCAACCAUAACUCCAUCUUAAGCCCGAGCCAAGGAAAUGAAAAAAUCUUUGCUGUUUAUGAUGGCAUCAUUAAUCAUGCUUAUGAGCCACCAGAUAAGCAGUGUGAGAAUGAAAAGCAAACUUACAUUAGGACCAACGGGAAUGUGCCGCACUCUGUUGGACACAGAAUCCCAGAGUCGCCAAACAGAAAAAGGCAGAUCCUAAAAAACAUCGCCAUCUUCCUGUUUAUGUGCAACAUUUCGCUCUGGAUCCUACCUGCAUUUGGAUGCCGGCCACAGUUUGAUAACGGUUUGGAGGAAGCCUCAUUUGGAUUCCCCAUCUGGAGCACGGUGCUGAAUUUUGCCCUUCCCAUGAGCCUCUUCUACCGUAUGCACUCGGUUGCCGUUCUCUUCGAAAUUUUUAGAAAAAUAUAAAUACCACUUUGGUACCUGUGUGGUCUGUCUCUUUUGCACACAGUAAUGAUGAUUCCUUAUAUUAAGUUCUCGGAACCAGCGUUACCUUUUUUUUUUUCACUUCCAUUUUGAUUGCACAGAAGAA